UGAGGCUGAACAUCGCAUUGCUUGACCAUAACAGGAAAUUCUGACCACGAAAAGCGACCGACGAAUACCCAAUAUGUCCCAUACCGUUACCACAAACACCGGCGGGAACGAGUUUUUGACUCGCGUCUACAACUGCAAGAACAACGACGAUCUUGUCGCCCUCUACGACGAUUGGGCGGAAAGCUUCGAUGCCGAUGUGUUGGGUGAAGCUCAGAAAUAUGUCGCUCCAGCCCUAGCAGCACAGGCAGUCGUACAAGCUGGCGGGAAGAUAGAUGGUGUGGCAUUGGAUGCUGGCUGCGGGACUGGCUUGUCCGGUGUGGCUUUGAGCCAAGUUGGCGUGAAGACAAUAGAUGGUCUUGAUAUCUCACCGGGCAUGCUGAAAGUAGCCAGGAAGACUGGUGUAUAUCGUGACCUUCAAACCGCCGAUCUGUCGAAGCCCGUGCAAAAGGAGGACAGCCAAUACGACAUCAUCUUCUGUAUCGGGACCUGGACUCAUGGUCAUGUUGGGCCCAUACCUUCCUUCGCAGAGUUCGUGAGGGUGACCAAGCAAGGCGGAAUCAUCGCUGGGACGGUGCUGGAUGAUAUCUGGACUUCUCACGGAUUUGAAGCUGAAGUGCAACGCCUGGAGCGUGAAGGACUAGUGCAGGUUGUUAGCACUGAUAGCAUGGAUUACCGAAAAGGUGCUGGAGUGACAGCCAAGGUCGUCGUUCUGCGGAAAAAGUAGGACUUUGGAUGUAUGUGCCAUGCGAGGACAGAACGUCUGUGGAAGACGGAUAGCAGCAAGCCAGCGGGUCACCCCUUUUCAACAACGGCUGCGUACUGUUCACUUUUCUCUUGCUUUAAGCUGGUGCGAGAAAUUUCUGCUAGCGGUUAUUGCAAAGGAUACAAAGGCAUUGUGAGAACAUCUAUGCCGAAGGCGAUCUGCAUCAUGGCAGCGGUGUGCUGGCUGGAAGCGCCGUGCCCGUGCCCGUGCCCAGCAAAGCGCGGCAAGAAAAGAACAUAAACGGAUGAGCUAGCCAAAUGGGGACGUCCUCCCGAGCGGUCCAGGCCGAUCCGAUCCGGCCGUCUCAUGUCAUCUUCUCAUGCGUCUGCUUCUUACUACCCCCUCUGCGAUCCUUCUCUACGGCGUUAUGAACUCUCCCGCACUGUGGUUCGCCUCCAUCUUGACCCGUCUCCAGAAUGCGAUCACAAACCCAGCAAAGUUGCAGAGUUCACUAUGCGCCGCAUCGCAGCAUCUCCCGCCGAAGUGGACACUUCUGUGCUUGGCACGUUGUAGCCGCCCGACCUGAAACUUACAAUGAGACUUCAUUGGUGGUGACCAUGUAUCCAGCUCCAAAAAAGAUUGAAUAGACGCCGAAUGCACAUUGGAGACA
Molecule: messenger RNA, 1373 nt
Organism: Cercospora beticola
Lineage: Eukaryota; Fungi; Ascomycota; Dothideomycetes; Mycosphaerellales; Mycosphaerellaceae
Product: class I SAM-dependent DNA methyltransferase
Molecular function (GO): S-adenosylmethionine-dependent methyltransferase activity
Source: RefSeq, a predicted model, not a curated record